This is a messenger RNA of Metschnikowia bicuspidata var. bicuspidata NRRL YB-4993, 849 nucleotides long. RefSeq lists its product as uncharacterized. The transcript has 2 exons. Lineage: Eukaryota; Fungi; Ascomycota; Pichiomycetes; Serinales; Metschnikowiaceae. The record is from RefSeq and is a predicted model, not a curated record. Bases 1 to 849 code for a protein of 282 amino acids.
AUGUGUCCGAAACAAUGCCUCGGAAUCACCAAAAAAGGCGCCCGAUGUCUAAUAAAAGUCUCCAAAGGCGAGUUCUGCCACUAUCAUGUGCCUCGCCAUCAACAUACUGCUACGCGUCCCGGAUCGCGUCCUAAUAUUUUUCAAUCAGCCCAAGUUCCUCGGAAAUCGGCAAACACAUCUUCACUUCCGGCAACACCCAAAAAGGAUUAUGCUACCCAGCCAGGCUACAUCUACGUGUAUACAUUGGCGUCUUUUCUAUCGAAGCAUGCAAAGGGAGGAUGGGUCCAAACCAGAAACUUUUCAAGUGAUAAGCGACACAAAGAUAAAUGGGUGGAUGUCGAUAUGCGCCGGCUGGAGACGUUGUUGGUGAAGGUCGGCAUGACUACAAAGACCCCUGCGAUUCGGAUCCUGCAAUGGGAGGCCAAAUGUAACCACGAGUUGCAGUGUCUCUACCCUGGAUCACAUCCGCAUUUAGGCAAGUCCAGUCUCCUGCGGAUGUUCGGGAAUCUAUCUAUAAAAAGCAAGCCUGAGACAAAAAACCUCCAUGCCUACGUGGCGCACCAUCAUGGGUUCUUUGUUCCACAAAAUGUUCUUCAUUGCGAGCAGCUGAUCCACCUGAUCCUCAAGCUGAAAUACGGCAGGGGCGAGAUUCACUGCACAGGAUGCCAUGAAAAAUCCACUGACGUAGAAGUCAAACAGUCUAGGUUUUGGAACAUCUUUCGAUCGAAGGAAGAAGCCAUGGCAAGGACUGACUACAACAUUCACAACGAGUGGUUUCCCGUGCCUCGUAAAAGCCUAGAUGACGUAUUCUCCAUCAUCAGUUCCGAAUGUAUGAAAUACAAGCCCUAG